Messenger RNA from Haliotis rubra (blacklip abalone), 1914 nucleotides. RefSeq names its product ER membrane protein complex subunit 3-like. Gene Ontology annotation, biological process: protein folding in endoplasmic reticulum. Lineage: Eukaryota; Metazoa; Mollusca; Gastropoda; Lepetellida; Haliotidae. The record is from RefSeq and is a predicted model, not a curated record. Gene Ontology annotation, cellular component: membrane; EMC complex. The transcript is spliced from 7 exons. The coding region runs from base 23 to 793 and encodes 256 amino acids.
UUCACUUCCUCUGAAAACCAACAUGGCGGAACUGCUGCUUGAUUCCAACAUUAGAGUUUGGGUUUUCUUGCCUAUAGUUUUAAUCACAUUUCUGAUUGGUAUAAUUAGACAUUAUGUCACAAUAUUAAUAUCCUCAGAAAAGAAGUCCGAAUUACAGCAAGUAUCUGACAGCCAUGCACUCAUCAGAAGCAGAAUACUGAGAGAAAAUGGAAAAUAUAUACCAAAACAGUCAUUCUUGGUUCGUAAGAAUUUCUUCAACAAUGCUGAAAAGGGAUUCUUCAAGACAGAAAAGAGGGAAGCUCAAGUCAAGAAUCCAAUGACAGACCCAACAAUGAUGACAGACAUGAUGAAAGGCAACAUCACCAAUGUUCUUCCAAUGAUCGUCAUUGGGGGAUGGAUCAACUGGGCUUUUUCAGGAUUCUUGACCACAAAGGUGCCCUUCCCUCUGACACUUAGAUUUAAGCCAAUGUUACAGCGAGGAGUAGAGCUGGCCUCUCUCGAUGCUUCAUGGGUAAGCUCGGCCUCGUGGUAUUUCCUCAAUGUGUUUGGUCUGAGGAGCAUGUACACCCUUAUACUGGGUCAAGACAAUGCUGCUGACCAGACGAGAGUGAUGCAAGAACAAAUGUCGGGGUCGGCCAUGAUGGCCCCUCCAGACCCCAUGAAGGCCUUCAAGGCUGAGUGGGAGGCUCUAGAAGUGUGUACCCACGAGUGGAUGCUGGAAGGAGCGGAGGAGGAGCUCACCGGAGGCAUCAUCCAACCAGAAACUAUUUACAUCAAAAACAAAUUUGCAUAAUUAUUAUUGAACUAUGUAUUUAUGUGUCAUAUAUUUUGUUCCUAAAUUCAUUUAUUUCUGAAAUUCUCACACCAUACUAAAGACAUGUUUGUACCAUUUGUUCAGUGUACAGAGAAACAAAUAUGAAGCCAUGAACUUGAUGUGGAAGUUAAUGUCCUUGCGUUAUUUUUGUGCUGCAUCCGCCUUGCGUUCCUUGUCAUACAUCUCUCCCCAUAGCUAGGGAACAGGUGCCCCAGUCAUACAAGUCACUGGGGGUAUACUUGGAAUGUUGCAGACUGUUGAGGUGCCACAGUUUGUUGUGCACAUGUUCAUCUCUUUAGGGUGCCAGAAACAUUAUUGUGGUUAGAAACCAAGAUUCACUCUGAUAACAUGUUUUGUUUUGUCAGUACCAUGCCGUACUUGUGCAUUCACCAAAGUGGUAAACAUGUAAGACAUAGAUCAUUUUGUGCUUCCUUCCACAGCAAGCAGACAUGCAGUUAGUGUUUCCCUGAGGCAUUUUUAGCAUGGUGCAGCCCUGCCCUUCUUUUUAAUACAAUAAUUGAUAUUAGCACCUAAUGGGUUUUAGUUUCUAUUUCAUGGUGAACUUGAGUGAAAUAACUAUGCUCUUUGGGCCUUUAACAAUCAUAUGCAUCUGUAACUUCACAUAAUCCUUGGAAAUCUGCCAUUGCAUGGCCCUUUUGGAAUAAAUGUGCCCCUUUUGAAAUUCUGUCGCCCAGAAUUUUGGAUCCUGGGGGAAACACUAGCAGUGAUGUUACUGAGAUACUGUUCAUACUUUAAUCAUGCACAGUUAUACUGUAGGUAUGUGUGGGAAUCUGGAGUUCAGCUGCUCUAAAUCCGUGUGUAUCUUCAUCACUCAUCCUAAAUCAACAUCUCAGUUCUUCGCUCAAGAGGAGUGAAAGGAAUAAUCUGUUAUGGAGAAGGAAUUCUCUGGUGUUUUCCUUGUUCUUACAGGGAAAUUCAUGUCAGUUUGGAAUGUCAUGCAUUGUUAUGUUUGUGGAUGGAGAGUGAUGUUUGUUGUCCAUGUUUGUAUCCUUACUCAGACUUCCGGAAUGGAAAGAAAAGUGUGACUGUCAGGAGAUGAGCACAUUUUUCCUUUUGUGUAAUAAAAGUUCUCAAAAAGG